AUGGCUGCAAUACAGGUGGGCAAGUCGGGCCGCCAUCAGACGACCUACCGGGCAGUGGCGCUUCAUUGCUUGCAACGUCAGCCCCAAAACAGGCCGCCAGCGAUCCUUGUGGAGGCGCACCUGGAGCGCCUCAUGGCCGCCGUCGCGACGGCAGUGCCGGUGGCGACGCCGCCGUCAUCACCGUUGAUGUUGUCGCCGCCGCCGCCGCCGCAUCCGCCGCAUCCGCCGCAGCGCAUGCCGGCGGCUCUCAUCAGUCCGGUCUUGCAACAGCUGGGCUCUCUAGCGACAGGAGCAGCAGGGGACUCUUUCACGGGGUCGAGUAUGCUGCCGUCGACGCAAGGCCACGGAGCCGGGGCCAGCAGUGAAUACACACUGGCCGAAACGUCAGAGUACGGUAACCCGGUGCGGCCGCCAUUUGCAUGA
This is a messenger RNA of Volvox carteri f. nagariensis, 423 nucleotides long. RefSeq lists its product as uncharacterized. The transcript has 5 exons. NCBI's taxonomy places the organism in Eukaryota, Viridiplantae, Chlorophyta, Chlorophyceae, Chlamydomonadales, Volvocaceae. The record is from RefSeq and is a predicted model, not a curated record. Bases 1 to 423 code for a protein of 140 amino acids.